Molecule: messenger RNA, 1455 nt
Organism: Naumovozyma castellii
Lineage: Eukaryota; Fungi; Ascomycota; Saccharomycetes; Saccharomycetales; Saccharomycetaceae
Gene: YMD8
Product: Ymd8p
Exons: 1
Coding region: 1-1455 (484 amino acids)
Source: RefSeq, a predicted model, not a curated record
AUGAAGACGAUAACGAUAAUAUAUAUUAUCGGCUGGUAUAUCAGCUCUAUUGCAUUAUCGUUAUAUAAUAAAUGGAUGUUUGAUCCGCAGAAAGGACUUGGGGUCACAUACCCAAUUCUCGUCACCGUGUUCCAUCAAACCGUGCUGUGGGUUCUAGCCUUCGUAUACAUCAAAGUGGAAUCUUAUAAAAAAAGACCGAUCUUAACAGAUAAGGAAAAUGAACCUUCUUCAACUGUGGCAGAUACUGAUGAAGAUGAUACUAGUGGUACCGGUACGGCCACUGUUGGACAAUCGACUACGAUGGCGGCUAAGAAGAGUGGGUAUGAUUGGAAAUUCUAUUUGAAAUAUAUUAUACCUACCGCAGUUGCCACAGCUGGUGAUGUUGGAUUUAGUAACGUUUCUAUGAAAUUUGUUCCUCUAACUAUUUAUACCACUGUGAAAUCGUCAAGUAUUGCAUUUGUUCUAUUGUUCAGUUGUCUUUUUAACAUUGAAAAAUUUCAUUGGAAAUUAUCCAUGAUUGUUUCCAUUAUGUUUAUCGGUGUCGUAAUGAUGGUUUAUAAACCGGAUAAUGGUAAAACCACCAACAAAUAUGAAAGUCAAUUUAGAAUUAUAUUAGGAGCGUUGUUAGUCUUGGCCGCCGCAUGUCUAUCCGGGUUAAGAUGGGUUUAUACACAACUUGUGCUGAAAAAGAAAUCGGACAAUGAUAACGAAGCUCAUAAUAGACUUAUGAAUAACAACAAUAAAGGUACUGAAACCACCACAAAUACAACUUCUCUUGCUGUCGAUGAAGAAGAGUCUCAAAAUAUAGGUGCUUCGCAAGUACCAAUUAAGGUUAAAAAAACACACCCCAUGCAUACGAUAUAUGAACUAGCCCCAAUAAUGGGUGCAACAUUAUUUAUAGCGGCAUUAAUUAUUGAAAGACCAUUUCCAGGCAUUUUCCAAUCGAGUCUUUUCAAAUUAGAUCCUAAAUUAAAUGAUGACAUUACACCAUAUUCCAUUUUCCGUGGAUUUAUAUUAUUAAUCAUUCCAGGUAUUUGUGUCUUCAUCUUAACAUUUUGUGAAUUUGGUAUCUUGCAACACACAAAGGUUUUGACAUUAUCCAUUGCUGGAAUAGUAAAGGAAGUCUUGACCAUUAUAUUGGGAAUGUUAGUGCUUGGUGAAAGAUUAUCCAGAAUUUAUAAUUGGGUUGGUAUGAUUAUCAUUUUAUUGGAUGUUUCAUACUAUAAUUACUUUAGAUACAACCAGAAAUUGAAACAACAAGGUUAUUUGCAAAUUCCAGCUGAUAUUUCCAAUGAGAAUGAUGAUGAUGAAGAUGAUGAGAGUUCGAAUAUGGAGAAUUCCAAUGAAAUGAUUGCAUAUCCUAUUCAAACGGAUUCAGUCAUGCAGGAGUUUGAACUUAAUAAAGUUAAAUCCAAUCAUUUUGCAGCAAGCUCAUAUUCAUUCGAGAAUAUAUGA